AGGCCCCAAACUCCAUCCCCUCCCUCACAAAAACAAAAGAACUAAACAAAAUUGAAAGUAUUUUCAGAGUAAUGGGAGAUUGUACUAAGAACACUAAACGAAUUGCUGGUACAGUAGAAGAAGAGAUGAAAGAAGAAGAAGAGACUUCAAACACAAGCUUGCUAUCUAAGAGAAAAAAAAUUACUUCUCAAGAGAAAAACGACGUACCUUCAGCCGACAAUGAUCACAAAAACGAUCACAUUUCCGUCAAAACGGCGACGUCCUCUGCGUUCUUCUCCGCUUCUUGCUCCUCUAGCAAUGACUCACUGCAAGUUGUCAAGGAUUCCUUAAGUUUCGCAGAUCUGGAGUUGGAACUGAGGAGUCAGCAUAACAAAUUUCGCGUUUAUUUAAGGAAGGUCUCCAGCUUUGAAACCGAUAAAACUACGACCAACAGCAAUUUCAGGGAGGCGCGUCCGUUGAGGGAGAUUUGCGUAGUCUCGCAGAAAGCAUCAAUGGACUCACAGCCGAAGAGUCCGCAAGCACCUCGCCGGAGAAUUCCGCCGGAGGUGACUGUUUCAGCGGCUAGGAUGCCGUCACUGGUGGAGAUCGAUGAGUUUUUCGCUGCAAUUGAGAAGAACGAUCAGAAACGAUUCGCAGAGAAGUAUAACUAUGAUAUCGCGAAGGAUGUGCCGCUUGAAGGUCGCUACCAGUGGAUUCAGUUGAAGCCUUGAAAUGAAGAGAGAGAGAAAGAGAGGGGGCGACAAAAGGCUAAAGUCACAGUGGUGGGUAGUAUAUAAAAUUACGUGACAAGUGGGGUGGUCUGUUAAUGGUUACAUUGUACAGUUUUCUCUAUCUAUCUAAAUAUAUGUAAGAAGCUAGCUCAGCUCAGCUCGCUCACUCUGAUUUUCAGUACAAUAUAUUUAAUCAAAAGAGAAGCAUCUUAUUCUUCAUA
Molecule: messenger RNA, 931 nt
Organism: Mangifera indica (mango)
Lineage: Eukaryota; Viridiplantae; Streptophyta; Magnoliopsida; Sapindales; Anacardiaceae
Product: cyclin-dependent kinase inhibitor 7-like
Exons: 4
Coding region: 72-710 (212 amino acids)
Biological process (GO): negative regulation of cyclin-dependent protein serine/threonine kinase activity
Cellular component (GO): nucleus
Molecular function (GO): cyclin-dependent protein serine/threonine kinase inhibitor activity
Source: RefSeq, a predicted model, not a curated record